Messenger RNA from Parus major (Great Tit), 5399 nucleotides. RefSeq names its product MARVEL domain-containing protein 2. NCBI's taxonomy places the organism in Eukaryota, Metazoa, Chordata, Aves, Passeriformes, Paridae. Bases 226 to 1815 code for a protein of 529 amino acids. The record is from RefSeq and is a predicted model, not a curated record. Gene Ontology annotation, cellular component: bicellular tight junction; cytoplasmic vesicle; apical plasma membrane. Gene Ontology annotation, biological process: bicellular tight junction assembly. The transcript has 6 exons.
GCCGGCCGGAAGCUCCCGCCUCCCCGGGCGAAGGCCGUGGGGCCGCCGCAGGUGAGGCCGCCGGGGUGCUGCAGGUGUUGGGCGGCUGCUCCCGGGCCGGUGAGCGCUCUCCGCCCGGCUCGUCCUUCUCCGGCGCCGGCUUCCCUUGGGACCCCGCGGCGUUCCCUCCCGUCGGGUGAGCCGAGCGGGGCCGGGGAGCGCCCGGGGCCGGGCUGAGCGCCGGCCAUGUCGCGGAGCUCGCAGGGCGGGCGGCCCGGCAGGUCUCCGCUGCCCCUUGGGGCCAGCCCCGGGUCCGCCGCCGCCCCGCCGCCGCCGCCCCCGCUGCCCCUGCAGCCCCCCUUCGGCCCCGGCGGGGUCAGCCCGGGCCCCAGCGGGGCGGCAGAGCUCAAGCCGGUUCGGCGGUUCAUUCCUGACUCGUGGAAGAACUUCUUCAAAGGGAGACGCCACCCCGGCUCCAGCUGGGAUAGCACGGCCUCCGACAUCAGGUACAUCUCGGACGGGAUCGAAUGCUCGCCGCCCGCCUCUCCCACCCCGCUGCAGCCGGGGACCAAGGCGGUGCCUGGCUCCUACACGGACCCAUUCGGGGGGUCGGGCGGCAGCUACAACUCUCGGAAAGAGGCCGAGGCCAUGCUGCCCUCGGUAGACCCCUUGGGCUCGCUGGAGCGCCGCGCCGGCACUGGGCAGACGUACAGCGAGCGGGUGGAGGAGUACCACCAGCGGUACGCCUACAUGAAGUCCUGGGCAGGGCUGCUCAGGAUCCUCGGCGUGGCCGAGCUGCUGCUGGGCGCCGCCGUCUUCGCCUGUGUCACCGCCUACGUGCACAAGGACAACGAGUGGUACAACAUGUUCGGGUUCUCGCAGCCCUACGGAUACGGGGCGGGCAGCGGCUAUGGGGGAUACUCCUACAGCGGGCCCAAAACGCCUUUCGUCCUGGUGGUGGCGGGAAUGGCGUGGAUCGUCACCAUAGUGCUGCUUGUGCUGGGCAUGUCCAUGUACUACCGAACUAUUCUCCUCGAUUCCAACUGGUGGCCUCUGACCGAGUUUGGGAUCAAUGUGGCCUUGUUCUUCCUCUACAUGUCGGCUGCCAUAGUGUACGUGAACGAUACCAACCGAGGUGGGCUCUGCUAUUACCAGUUGUUUAAGACGCCGAUAAAUGCGGCUUUUUGCCGUGUGGAGGGCGGUCAGACUGCAGCAAUCAUCUUCUUGUUUGUCACGGUGAUCAUCUAUCUAAUUAGUGCGGUGGUUUCCCUAAAGUUGUGGAGGCACGAAGGGGCCAGGAAGCGCAGGGAAUUAAUGGAACAGGAGAUGAAAACACAGUCCUCUUUUCCAGAAAAGAAGUAUGAAGAUGAUGAUGGACCAAGAGAAGAAGUCAGUUACAGGCAGCUCAAAUCACUGGAGAGAAAACCAGAGCUGCUUAAUGGUCAUAUACCUGCAGGCCACAUUCCUAAACCUAUAGUGAUGCCAGACUACUUAGCGAAAUACCCUGUAAUUCAAACAAAUGAAAUGAGAGACCGGUACAAAGCGGUAUUCAAUGAUCAGUUUGCUGAGUAUAAAGAACUAUCUAUGGAAGUUCAUGCUGUAUUAAAAAAAUUUGAUGAGCUGGAUGCAUUACUGAAACAGCUUCCACACCAUCCUGAAAGCAUAUACGAACAGGAAAGGAUAUCAAAAGUUCUACAAGAAUACAAGAAGAAGAAAAACGAUCCUGCAUUUCUGGAGAAAAAGAAGCGUUGUGAAUAUCUGAAGAAUAAGCUUUCUCACAUAAAACAACGAAUUCAGGACUAUGACAAAGUUAUGAAUUGGAAUGUAGAAACUUAGCAAUGCCUUGACUUCAUGGAUAAACAUUUUCUGUUUUUAAAAUCUAUAUACGUAUUUUAACCUAUUUAUUUACUCUUUGAACAGUACACAUAUGGGGAUUACUUAAUCACUGUCAUAUAUUUGGAUAUUGUACAUUCCUGAUAGAUUUUGUAUGCAGAUCCAAUUGUAAUUGAAGUUGUAAGUUAAGAAACCUCUGCUAACAUUCUGCUUACCUUAGUGCAAAUCCUGGCCUCUUAAAUAUGAAUACUUUAUUUGAAAAUACUUCAUUUGCAAACUUGCAAAACCAGAGAAAGCAGUUUCCAAAUACCUUAUAGAAACUUUGCACAGAAAUGCUGUUAACAAUUUUGAGUUUUAUUUAUAUGUGACAUCUUAAUGAUAUCAGAAAGAGCUGAGCUUUCUGUGUGGGGCUUGAUGCACUGACUAAUUGUAUUGAAUAAUUUGGUCACUUUGGAAGCUAGUUUAAUAAGAAUUUUUUGUAUUUUAAUUCCAAAUGUUGUACAUUUUACCAGAAGUCAUCUUGAAUUUUGCCCAUUAAGAGAGGAAGAAUAGCUUCUUAUUUAAGCAGCUGGGGGAGGGGGACUUGGGUUUGAUUUUUGUACUGCCCUCUUUAGAGAUGAUGCAACAAAUGUGUACUUGGUCUUAAAGGAACAGAUGUACAGGAUAAGACCUAUUAAUGUUCUAUUAGUGUUGCUAUAGGUCGGUGUGCUGUGCCUACCUUCUGCAUCAUGCUGUUAGGGGUAUGCAUGUUUAAGGGCUUCACUCUUCAUCAGCAAGUAACAGGACUUUUUGUCUCUGCAGCAGCUGUUAGUGAACUUGGCAUUCAGAGAAUAAGUACAGCACAGUACAAAAUUCAUUCUCAUUCAAAGUAUAAAUAGUUAGAGUCCUCUUUAAGGCCAGAGAAAAUGUAUUAGAAGACAUACUUUCCAGAGCAUAUUUGCAUAAAUUUUCUAUAUAUUUUUAUAUUUUCUUGGGGAUAUUAUGCUGGGGAUCAGUUUGUAUGUGCAAGUAUUUUCAUAAGUGAGUAAUUUUUCUCUUUGUAUCCUUUUUCAAAUCUUUAUUUACUUUACUAACUUUUUUUAUUUACUAAAAUUGCUAGAAGCAUUGAUAGUUUUUGUACAGUUUUCUACAACUGCAAUUUGUUCUGAAAUAUGUUUUUUAAUAUAAAAAUACCCCACCAGAGUAGCCAUAUUACUCUAUUGCUUAUAAAGAUACUUUAUUUGAAAAAGGUGCUCUGAUUACAGUUACUGCAAAUUUUUGUUAGUCAUUUGGUUUCUUCUUUGAAAGAAAGUUUUUAACUUCUGCCUUAAUUUAAAGGAACAACAUCAGGAAAGCCAUUUCCAGUUUAGUAUGGUCAUGGUAAUACUACCUGUGCUUUUCACUGCUGGAAAUGCAUUAACAUACCUCACUCUGACCAUUGUAGACCUUCUGGUUUUUGGCCCUUAUCAUUCACACUGCAAUCCUGAUGGCCAUGCACCCACCUUCGCAUUUGUAAAAUUGACAUUCCAAUUUUAUCAGCCACUUAAUUCCAAGAGCUUUAGUGCAUGAGGUAAAUAGCACAAGAUGCCAUGGGAAUGCUGAGAGAAUUUGAAAGUUUGGCACCUCUUCAUUUCAAAGCCUUCAGUCUUAUCUACCUGGAAGGUGCCUCAGUAUUUUCAUCAUUCUGAGAACAGGUGACAGCCAGUCUAUGCCUUGUUCUCUCUCUCUUGUCAAUGCCUUUCUCUCUGGUUCUGGUUUGUAUUCAUUUCAAAGGAGAAACUGCUCUUCCUUGUAAAGGAGAUGGGCCAAUUUUUUAUACUUGUUGUGCUGAAUACUUGUUAAAUUGUUCUUUGUAAGAGAAGUACUUUUCCACGUCUCCACAAUCUAAAUAAAUGACCUCUCACUGUACACCCAGGUUUCUCAUUUUUUCUCAUUGAGAUUUCUGGGCAUUGCAUCAAUAACAGAAGAUUAGUUCAAGUUUGAGGAUCAACUGGUGUUGAUUAGGUGCUAACAAUAACACAACAGGUGUUUUUUUUAGAAGAUUGACAGUCUGCACACUUAAUAGGUCUUCUUUCUGUAGGUCAGUGAGACCCAGCUCCAGGCUCCUUUUGACAGUGGUCCGAAUUUCAGACUCUGAGAAACUGGCUCCUGGUCCCUCAGACAGUGUCUGCAUAGACUGUGGAGAACCAUCGUGUUGCUUGUUUCCUGCAAAGUUUCCAGCAAAUGGAUUUGGAAAAGGGGACACCAUACCUGUGCCUGGAGUGAGGAGAUUAAGGGGCAACAUCUGUAUGUGGAUUCUCAUGUUUCCCACCAAGAUGCUGCAGGUGUGGCCAAGUAGAUUUUCCAAAUGCUGGGAAGAGAAGCUGGGAGAGAAAUAUUCUCUUCUGCCUGCCUUUUGGGUUCUAAGCAGGGUUAAUGUAGGGCACAACAGAAGUAAGCUGCCAUCCUAAGGUACGCAGGCCAUCCUAAGGCUGCAGCAAUAUGUUGCAACCAUUACAGUAAAUUACUUGCUCAGUCCUGUGUCUGUUACAGGCGUCAGGGCUGUAGCCCUUCUGGUGUGUACAAUCCAUGCUCUUGUUUUGCCCUAACCUACCAAUGGACAGCUGAAAAGGGUCUUGUCUACAAUGCCACAGAUGUGCUGGAGAAAAAGUGUUAGUCUAAGAUUAGUCUUAAUGUUCAUUUCAGAGAAAUUGAGAUUAAUGAAAUCAGAAUUAAUGGCUGGAAGCUGAAGCAACUUGGAGCAAGGCAGAAAUUAGGAGGAAGGUGAUGGGAGAAUUCCUCAGUCUGAGUUACCAUAAGAACUAUCAAGGAAAGAGGUCUCUUGUUAUUCAUAAAGAAUAGAAGGCAUACUCCAGACAAUACUGAAGUUUUUAGAUGAUUAUCACCUCAGUCUCUCUGUGCAGCCCCUCUAGGCUCAACUCUGAAUCUACACUUUUGCACACGUGUAAAACAAUGUGCUGUGCGGUCUUAGCCAUGUGACUGGGUUUUUGCAGAAAGUAGUUAACACUUGAAUCACCAAGGAAGACUGCCUUACAUCAGUGGGGUUGCUUUUCAUUACAGACUUCCUCAAACCCUGAGUGUAUACAACAAGAAGUUUUAUCCUUCAGUCUUCCUCUUAGAGAACGCUUGUCUGAUCUACAAAUCUUGGUCUACAGAUCUACAAAUCUUGAUGGCCAAGAUUCUUAGCAUUUCUACAAAUAUUAUAGUUUCUAAACUGGAUUUGUGUUUCUUCUUGUCUUUGUAAGCAGUUGGGUAUCCUAGAUCAAAGUAAUUAUGUCAAGAUUGGCAUACUUUUUACUAAACUAUACAUUUUUUUCAGACCAGAUAAAGCAGUGACUAACAAAUGUACCCAAAAUUUUGUCUUGUGCAAUAGCGUGACCAGCUUUCAUGACAGCAUAUUGACUACAAAUGCUCAUGGCAAUGAAAAACCUAAUUGCUUUGGAAUUGUAAAAUAAGGUAUCCAGUAUGUUAUUUAUUAAUUUCAAAAUCGUGGUGGGAUUUCAAGCACUUGUAAAAUCAAGUUUUACAAAAUUACUGUAUAUCCUGUGCUCCUGUCCAGCAUUGAAAUUCUUGGUCUUGAGAAUAAAAAUAUUCCUGUUCUGAAAGAA